CGCGGUCCCGGCGCCAUGCGGGCGUCGCUGCUGCUGUCGGUGCUGCGGCCCGCGGGGCCCGUGGCCGUGGGCAUCUCCCUGGGCUUCACGCUGAGCCUGCUCAGCGUCACCUGGGUGGAGGAGCCGUGCGGCCCCGGCCCGCCGCAGCCCGGCGACCCUGAGCUGCCGCCGCGCGGCAACACCAACGCGGCGCGCCGGCCCAACUCGGUGCAGCCCGGGGCGGAGCGCGACCGGCCGGCGGCGGGCGCGGCGGAGAGCUGGGAGCCGCGCGUCCUGCCCUACCACCCCGCGCAGCCCGGCCAGGCCGCCAAGAAGGCCGUCAGGACCCGCUACAUCAGCACGGAGCUGGGCAUCCGGCAGAGGCUGCUUGUGGCCGUGCUGACCUCCCAAGCCACGCUGCCCACGCUGGGAGUGGCCGUGAACCGCACGCUGGGCCACCGGCUGGAGCGCGUGGUCUUCCUGACAGGCUCUCGCGGCCGCCGGGCCCCGCCGGGCAUGGCCGUGGUGACCCUGGGCGAGGAGCGGCCCAUCGGGCGCCUGCACCUGGCGCUGCGCCACCUCCUGGAGCAGCACGGCGACGACUUUGACUGGUUCUUCAUCGUGCCCGAUGCCACCUACACCGAGGCCCACGGACUGGCUCGCCUGGCCGGCCGUCUCAGCCUGGCGGCCGCCGCGCACCUCUACCUGGGCCGGCCGCAGGACUUCAUCGGGGGAGAGCCCGCCCCAGGCCGCUACUGCCACGGAGGCUUUGGGGUGCUGCUGUCCCGCACACUGCUGCAGCAGCUGCGCCCCCACCUGGAAGGCUGCCGCAACGACAUCGUCAGUGCGCGCCCCGAUGAGUGGCUGGGCCGCUGCAUCCUGGAUGCCACGGGGGUGGGCUGCACCGGCGACCACGAGGGAGUACACUAUAGCUACCUGGAGCUGAGCCCUGGGGAGCAUGUGCAGGAGGGAGACCCCCGUUUCCGCAGUGCCCUGACCGCCCACCCUGUGCAUGACCCCGUGCACAUGUACCAGCUGCACAAAGCUUUUGCCCGAGCUGAGCUGGAACGCACAUACCAAGAGAUCCAGGAGUUGCAGUGGGAGAUCCAGAACACCAGCCACCUGGCAGCUGACGGCGAGCGGGCGGCCGCCUGGCCCGUGGGCAUUCCCGCACCAUCCCGCCCGGCCUCUCGCUUCGAGGUGCUGCGCUGGGACUAUUUCACAGAGCAGCACGCCUUCUCCUGCGCCGACGGCUCGCCCCGCUGCCCACUGCGAGGGGCCGACCGGGCCGACGUGGCCGACGUGCUGGGCGCCGCCCUGGAAGAGCUCAACCGCCGCUACCACCCGGCCCUGCGGCUCGAGAAGCAGCAGCUGGUCAACGGCUACCGGCGCUUCGAUCCUGCCCGCGGCAUGGAGUACACGCUGGACCUGCAGCUGGAGGUGCUGACCCCGCAGGGCGGCCGCCGGCCCCUCACCCGCCGGGUGCAGCUGCUGCGGCCCCUGAGCCGCGUGGAGAUCCUGCCUGUGCCCUACGUCACCGAGGCGUCGCGUCUCACCGUGUUGCUGCCUCUGGCUGCGGCCGAGCGGGACCUGGCCCCUGGCUUCCUGGAGGCCUUCGCCACCGCGGCGCUGGAGCCGGGUGACGCGGCUGCAGCCCUGACCCUGCUGCUCCUGUACGAGCCACGACAGGCCCAGCGGGCGGCCCACGCAGAUGUCUUUGCGCCUGUCAAGGCCCACGUGGCGGAACUCGAGCGGCGUUUCCCGGGUGCCCGGGUGCCCUGGCUCAGCGUGCAGACAGCUGCACCCUCGCCGCUGCGCCUCAUGGACCUGCUCUCCAAGAAGCACCCGCUGGACACGCUGUUCCUGCUGGCCGGGCCCGACACGGUGCUCACGCCCGACUUCCUGAACCGCUGCCGCAUGCACGCCAUCUCUGGCUGGCAGGCCUUCUUCCCCAUGCACUUCCAGGCCUUCCACCCGGCCGUGGCGCCCCCCCAGGGCCCCGGGCCCCCGGAGCUGGGCCGAGACACGGGCCGCUUCGACCGCCAGGCGGCCAGCGAGGCCUGCUUCUACAACUCCGACUACGUGGCAGCCCGCGGACGGCUGGCAGCGGCCUCGGAGCAGGAAGAGGAGCUGCUGGAGAGCACGGACGUGUACGAGCUGUUCCUGCGCUUCUCGGGCCUACACGUGCUGCGCGCCGUGGAACCAGCGCUGCUGCAGCGCUACCGGGCGCAGGCGUGCAGCGCGCGGCUCAGCGAGGACCUGUACCACCGCUGCCGCCAGAGCGAGCUGGAGGGCCUGGGCUCCCGCACCCAGCUGGCCAUGCUGCUCUUUGAGCAGGAGCAGGGCAACAGCACCUGAGCCCGCCCUGCGCCCCGGAACCCCGGCACGGCGGCACCCCCUCCUCCCCAACGAUCCGCAGCCCCCUGCCAGCCUCGCCGGACAGGGCUGGCCGUGGCCUCGGAUCCCAGGGCAGCCCGCGGGCCCCACUCUCUAGCUGUGUGGGUCCUCGGGCUCAGGACAGGCCCCCCGGGGGAGGUACCUUCGGAGCCACCCCUCCCCACCCCCAACCUGGUCUCCCUGUCUCCCACCCUUGACGCUGCUGAUUCAGGCUGUGGCCCCUUGAGUAUUUAUGCAGUGCAGUCUGCCUGACGCCAGCCCCAUCUCCUAGGACCUCCUGGGAGUGGGCUGUAGAUGAGUGGUUGGGGACGAGGGGAGCCGAGAGAGGAAGGUGGGGUAUCUCCCAGCUUCUCCCUUCUGGACCUGGAUGAAGGUCCCUGCCUUUAAUAAACUGGUUGAGUGUGGACUAA
Molecule: messenger RNA, 2786 nt
Organism: Canis lupus familiaris (dog)
Lineage: Eukaryota; Metazoa; Chordata; Mammalia; Carnivora; Canidae
Gene: CHPF
Product: chondroitin polymerizing factor
Exons: 4
Coding region: 16-2337 (773 amino acids)
Cellular component (GO): Golgi cisterna membrane
Molecular function (GO): glucuronosyl-N-acetylgalactosaminyl-proteoglycan 4-beta-N-acetylgalactosaminyltransferase activity
Source: RefSeq, a predicted model, not a curated record